AUGAAAAAUCCAAUUAAGAUUACAAUUGAAAGUUUAACACUUUCAUUUGGAAAGAAGAGUCUAUUCGACGAAUUGGAUUUCUCACUCUCAAGAGGUGAUAAAGUGACCCUAGUGGGUGAGAACGGAUGUGGCAAAACCACAUUUCUUCGUCUAUUGAAUAGUACGCAACAACAAAAUUCGAAUUCUGAAUUAUUCGAAUAUACAGGAUUGAUUGAAAUAGAGGGAAAGAUUGGUUUCUUACCUCAACAUUUUGAAGAUAUCACCAAUCCUAAUGAACCAACAAUUAUCACUAUGCUCAAAUUCUUCCCUGACUCUGAUAUUCAACAAUUUCUAGAUCAACCUUUACAACCACUUUCUGAGGAAUGGUACAAUGAAUUGAAUUCUCUUAUUGGAGAUGAAAUUUAUCAACAGACAAAACUUCUAGGAUUGAAUAACGAUUUAUUGGAGCAAGAAUUUGAAAGUUUGAGCGGUGGAGAGAAAACCAAGUCAAUUCUGUGUGCAUUAAGUAUUGUGAAACCUGACAUUUUAUUAUUGGAUGAACCAACGAAUCAUCUUGAUGUUCAGGGAAUUGAAUGGCUGGAGAAUUUCUUAAUGGAAUAUGAUGGAGCAGUCGUGAUGGUUACUCACGACAGAACUUUGAUUAAUUCAGUUUCUAAUAGAAUUUCAGAACUUUCACCUCAUACGAAAAAGUUUGUCCACUUUAGAGGUGGCUAUGAAAACUAUCUUGCUCAGGAGGAAAAGAAACGUCAGAGAGCCAUUCAAGAACGUGAAUUCCAAGAAAAGGAAUUGAAAAAUCUGAAACAAAAGUCAAUUCAAAUGGCCUCUUCAAUGAAAGCCAGAAAAUUGAGAGAUCCCAAAAAUAGGGAUAAAAUCAGUUACAAUAAUCAGGAAGAAAGAGUUCACAAAGGUACUUCCAAGGCGUUUAAUCAAAUUACGAGAAAGCAAGAGUACUUGCUCGAGAACAGAAUAGAUUUAAUUCAAGAACGAAACAAAAUUUCAUUCGAAUUUGAUGAAAAUUCUGUUUCAUCCUCGUUGUGCAUUGAAGUUUCUGAUUUGACUAAAUCCUUUGCUCACAAACCACUUUUCCAAAAUGUUUCGUUUACUCUAGUGAGUGGUGAUCGAUUGAUUAUUCAAGGUCCAAAUGGUUCUGGCAAGACAACCUUAAUGAAUAUUCUGAUGGGAUUGACAGAAUCUGACAGUGGCACUGUUACUAUCAGUAAGCAUGCCAAGAUUGGAUAUUUGGAUCAGGAACAAGAAAAUCUGAUACUUGACAAGUCAGCAAUUGAAUUAUUGAUGGAAGAUUCUAGCAUUCAAGCAACAAAACAAAAGAUUAUCAGUGAAUUGUGUAAUCUUGGAGUUUAUACUUGGCAUGACUUGAAUUCACCAUUGAAAUCAUUGAGUAUUGGAUGUAGAAGAAAGGUACAAUUGUGUAAAAUAAUCAUGCAAAAAUGCUCAAUUUUGGUAUUGGAUGAAUUGACUAAUCAUAUUGAUUUUCCUAGCUUGGAAGUGAUUGAGGAAGCAUUGAUGAAUUUCCCUGGAAUUAUCAUUGCAACUUCACACGAUAGAUAUUUCACAGACAAAAUUGCAACCGAUAUUAUCAAUCUUGAAGAUUACUCAGAGUUCAACAAUGAUAAAUAG
Molecule: messenger RNA, 1638 nt
Organism: Naegleria gruberi
Lineage: Eukaryota; Heterolobosea; Eutetramitea; Acrasida; Naegleriidae
Exons: 1
Coding region: 1-1638 (545 amino acids)
Molecular function (GO): ATP binding; ATP hydrolysis activity
Source: RefSeq, a predicted model, not a curated record